Oenanthe melanoleuca is the source of this 2885-nucleotide messenger RNA. It is a transcript of the gene ASMT, whose product is annotated as acetylserotonin O-methyltransferase. The transcript is spliced from 8 exons. The record is from RefSeq and is a predicted model, not a curated record. Gene Ontology annotation, biological process: methylation; melatonin biosynthetic process. Gene Ontology annotation, molecular function: acetylserotonin O-methyltransferase activity. The coding region runs from base 1409 to 2449 and encodes 346 amino acids. NCBI's taxonomy places the organism in Eukaryota, Metazoa, Chordata, Aves, Passeriformes, Muscicapidae.
UUUGCUGUAAUUCUUGUACAGUUCAUACCUAGUACUCUGGAAACCCAGGGAACCGUGGUGUUAGAACCUGAGAACAGGUCCUGCUCCUGAGUUUGCAUACAGAGGGGAAAAAGGCUGAAAACUGCUUAACUAACUUUAAUAGCUAACUCUCAAAGAAAGUUGCUAUUUCACUACUGGCUGAGAGAAAUAGAACAUCUUCUGGCUAAAAUGUAGGGAUCUGAAUGGAAAAUAUAGAUUCAGAGAAGUAUUAUACAAUGGAAUCUGAAGCGUGGAGAGAACUGCUACUGAAAAAAUGCUGGUGUGUAACAUUUUGCCUUCAGUACAUUACCUAAAUAAGGUUUAAUUAAACAUUGUUUUCUGAAGGGUCACUAAAUGUGUGAUGGAAAAUCCUGAGUAUUUUCCUUGAUGGAAAGAAUCUUUCCUCAUCUGAGUGUUGCCACAUCUACCCCCAGAAGAGAUGGGCAAGGUGUCAGAGACCGAGAAAUGAACAGUUGGGCUGUAAGAUUUCAGGAAAGUAAUCCAGGGGUUUAAUUUUCUGAUGAAAACGUACGAGGUAUAUCCUGUGUGAAGUUGAAAUCCAUGCCCCAUCUCAAACUUUGCAGUCAUUUUAUUGUUUCUUCCCAAGGGCCUUCUGCUACCCGUGGUUGAUUUUGCAGAGAAGGAGAGGAAGACUCUAGUAGGCAGCUGGAAAAUGUCCUUUCUCAGUACCAUGUCAAAACAUGGCAAAGCACAAAUAGGACACCCCUGCUGAGGAGCUGCUAUCAAACAAGUGCUCCUUUCUAAACUGGUGUCAGGAUGGGUGGGAAAUCUACAAAAUACAGAAAAGUAACAAGUAUAGAUUUAACUCCUCGUAGACUUUACCUGAGUAAUCAUCAUCAGAGCAAACUAGUCACAGUGAGAAAACAGCAACAGAUUCUUACAGCUUCUCUUUGGACUUGCUGCUUCUGCACUUGGGGAUGGGGUGUACCCUACUGCCAGCCCAGGGUCCCCUGGACUGUUCCCACAGCAAAUUUCAAAUCCUAAGGUCUGCUUUGUUUUGUGAAUGCUGGUGCAUUGCACUGAGUUCAGGCUCUUGGUAUUCUUCUGUACUGGUUCUUGUUUUGCUUGUUGCAAGCUUUCAGGUGCUUCUGAGAGUACCAGUGUGUUGUUGACUGAUGAACUGACAAUUACAAGCUUUAAUCCACUGCUUCUUUAGCCUUACACGUGAUGAUGGAAGAUCCAAAGAAACAGCUGAACCAGGUAGAAAGACCCAUCAAAGCCAAAUAACUCAGCUAACACAUUUUGUAACCAGUGUGUUUCUCAGAAGCAAUAAGAUUAUGUGGAUCAGCUGGUGUGCUUUGUGUCUGGUGAAAAUAAGCUUAUUUAAAUUAAGAGAGCCAGGAAGUCUGUGUCUCAGUCCAGAAGGAAGAUGGGUUCCACAGAAGACCUUGACUAUCCUCAAAUCAUUGUGCAAUACAGCAAUGGAUUUUUAAUCUCAAAGGUUAUGUUCACUGCCUGUGAGUUGGGGGUGUUUGAUCUUCUUCUGGAGUCAGGAAAGCCUCUGUCUUCAGAUGCCAUUGCUGCACAUCUGGGUGCCAGCACCAUAGGGAUGAAACGACUGCUGGAUGCCUGUGUGGGACUGAAGCUCCUGGCAGUAGAGAUGGCACAAGAAGGAGCCCUCUACAGAAACACAGAAAUUUCCAAUGUCUACCUUACAAAAUCAAGUCCAAAGUCUCAGUAUCAUAUUAUGAUGUAUUAUUCCAACACAGUCUACUUGUGCUGGCAGUACCUUGCUGAUGCUGUGAGAGAAGGAAGAAACCAAUAUGAAAGAGCUUUUGGUGUUUCAUCUAAAGACCCUUUUGGAGCAAUGUACAGAUCAGAUGAAGAAAUGCUAAAAUUCAUGGCUGGCCAGAACUCAGUAUGGAGUAUAUGUGGCAGAGAUGUUCUUGUUGCGUUUGACCUUUCGCCUUUCACACAGAUCUAUGACUUGGGAGGAGGUGGAGGAGCUUUGGCCCAAGAGUGUGUCUCUUUGUAUCCAAACUCUACCGUCACCAUUUAUGACCUGCCCAAAGUUGUGCGAGUGGCCAGAGAACAAUUUGUUUCCCCCGAGGAGCGUCAGAUCGCUUUCCACGAAGGAGACUUCUUUAAUGAUUCAAUACCUGAGGCUGAACUGUAUAUUUUAUCCAAGAUACUGCAUGAUUGGGAUGAUGACAAAUGUGUACAACUGCUGACAAAAGUCUAUAAAGCUUGCAAACCUGGUGGUGGAGUGCUGCUGGUUGAGUCACUUCUGAAUGAAGAUAAGAGUGGGCCUGUAGAAACCCAGCUGUAUUCCCUGAAUAUGUUGGUGCAGACAGAAGGGAAGGAGCGAACAGCAGCAGAGUACAGCAAGCUCCUGCAGGCAGCUGGCUUUGGAGUGAUCCAAGUGAAGAGGACUGGAAAACUCUAUGAUGCUGUUUUAGGAAGGAAAUAGUAAUAUGUGUUUUGUAUAUAUGUAACAAGGCAGAAAAAGUGGAGAAAUGUGCUAAUCUCUUCUUAGGGGGCAAUGAUCAAAUUAGCUUUUAGUUAAGGCUGCCAACUUUUUUGUAAGCUGAUACCUUGUCAGAAGGCUCACUAAUAACAUCAAUAAUCUUCAACAUGCAUGUAUUUCAAAUCUUGCAGCCUAGCUUGGCUUGCCUUUGGAUCUGGGAGGGAAAGAAAGAAAUCAACACCUGUUCCACAAGAAACAAUCCACAAAAAUGUUUAGUGUGUCUGCUUCAGCUUGUCUCUCUGAUUUUAACAUUGUAUCUGACAAAAGCAGAGCUGAAUUUGUACUUGAGUGCCUGCAAAAUAAAACUAAUCCCUGUACUGAGCUUUCUUGCCUGCAUAUUUAUUCCUGACAUAUUGAUAGAAUAAAAUUGGACCAAAUU